CACGCGCAAUUUAUGUAUAUGUACAUACCAUACAUGUAUAUAUAUAGUUAAUAUGUAACACAUAUAUAGAUGGUCCACUUUAUACGUCCCCAUGUGCUUUAUUGACCGAUGACGAAUAAGUUGAUUUUUUGAUUAUAAAUUAUUUCGUUAAUUUUGAACAAAUAUUAAGAAACAAUGGUCGCUGAACAAAGAAAACGGGUCGAGGACCUUAUGACAAAAAUGAUUGAAGAAAUGGAUAAAUCAUUUUUAAGAAAAAUGCAGGCUAAUAUGCAUAGGUGUGCAGCUACAUGUUGUGAUAAUGAAAGUUAUAGCAUAAUGCAAGUACAAAACUGCGUUGAAAAUUGUAGUUCUUCGUUAAACGAAGCACAAAAUUAUGUUCAAAAUGAAUUCGUAAGAGUACAGAAUCGAUUACAAAGAUGUGUGAUGGACUGCAAUGAUACAAUAAAAGAUAAAAUGAAUAAUAAUUUAACACAAAAUGAAGUAGAUAGGUAUAGUGAUGAAUUUGACAAAUGUGCAACGAAAUGCGUUGAUACUUAUUGUGACUUACUGCCUUCAUUGCAAAAAUCAAUGAAAAAUGUACUUUCAAGUAAAGUUUGAAAAUAGUACAAGAAUAUAAUAAAUAAAUUAUU
Molecule: messenger RNA, 629 nt
Organism: Polistes dominula (European paper wasp)
Lineage: Eukaryota; Metazoa; Arthropoda; Insecta; Hymenoptera; Vespidae
Product: TIM double twin CX3C motif protein
Cellular component (GO): cytoplasm
Source: RefSeq, a predicted model, not a curated record